Branchiostoma belcheri (Belcher's lancelet) is the source of this 3018-nucleotide messenger RNA. RefSeq names its product phosphatidylinositol 3-kinase catalytic subunit type 3-like. Gene Ontology annotation, cellular component: membrane; peroxisome; cytoplasm. The record is from RefSeq and is a predicted model, not a curated record. Gene Ontology annotation, biological process: phosphatidylinositol-3-phosphate biosynthetic process; endocytosis; autophagosome assembly. Gene Ontology annotation, molecular function: 1-phosphatidylinositol-3-kinase activity. The transcript has 22 exons. The coding region runs from base 16 to 2688 and encodes 890 amino acids. NCBI's taxonomy places the organism in Eukaryota, Metazoa, Chordata, Leptocardii, Amphioxiformes, Branchiostomatidae.
UUGGUAGAUUCCAACAUGGCCGACUAUUCAUCAGCAACAGAUAGGAUAAACUACGUUUACAGCUGUGAUUUGGACGUUAAUAUACAGCUGAAGAUAGGGACGUUGGAAGGGAAGCGAGAGCGGAAAAGUUACAAAGCUUUGGUGGACGAUCCCAUGCUGAGAUAUUCUGGUCAGUACCAGGAGACCUGCUCAGACCUGUAUAUCACCUGCCAAGUCUUCGCCAACGGAAAACCACUCGCUCUUCCAGUUCAAACCAGCUACAAACCAUUCAGUACCAGGUGGAACUGGAAUGAGUGGAUAACUUUGCCACUCAAGUACAGUGAUCUGUCCAGGAAUGCUCAGGUUACCUUCACUGUGUGGGAAAUCUACGGACCAAGGAAAGCUUUAGCAGUAGGAGGCACCACUGUCACCUUGUUUGGUAAACAUGGGAUGUUCCGACAAGGCAUGCAUGACCUGCGGGUGUGGCCUGACCAGGAGUCAGAUGGUGGUGAGCCCAGUAAGACACCAGGCAAGAUCAGCAACAAUGAUGACCAGAUGACAAGACUAGGAAAGCUAACCAAGAAGCACAGGAAAGGACACAUGGUGAAAGUAGACUGGCUGGACAGGCUUACCUUCAGGGAGAUAGAGAUGAUAAACGAGAAAGAGAAAAGGGAGUCCAACUCCAUGUACUUGAUGGUGGAGUUUCCACUGGUCCAUUUUGAUGGUGUAGAAUACUCCAUUGUCUUGUUUGAAAAGGGUGCUGAUGACACAUUGCAGGUCAGAACUCAAGCAGAAAUAGUAACCGUCCCCGACCCAGAAAUGCUGAUGGAGAACUUGGUGGAGAGUAAGCACCACAAACUGGCCCGCAGUGUGCGCAGUGGUCUGUCAGACAAGGAUCUCAAGCCAAAUGCUGCCACCAGAGAUCAACUCAAUCUGAUACUGGGGUAUCCACCAACCAAGGCCAUGUCCUUAGAGGAACAGGACCUUGUCUGGAAGUUCAGGUUCUAUCUGACCAACCAGAAAAAGGCCCUGACAAAGUUCUUGAAGUGUGUAAACUGGACCCUGCCACAGGAAGCAAAGCAGGCUCUGGAGCUGCUGUACAAAUGGCAGCCUAUUGAUGUAGAUGAUGCCCUGGAACUGCUGUCCCCACAGUUUGGUAACCUGAUGGUCAGGAGAUAUGCCGUCUCCAGGCUGCAGCAGGCUGAGGAUGAGGAUCUGUUGCUGUAUCUUCUACAAUUGGUGCAAGCCCUGAAAUACGAAGACUUCAAUGAGAUUAAGCGAGGACUAGACACUGACAAAACCAGACAUGACACAGUCUCAUCCAGUGAUGGCUCACAUGCUGACAGUAUGGUCAGUGGGACAGUGAAUGUGAUUUCUCAAGACGGCUUCCAUCCACUUCAGAGUGACAUUCCAUCCACAAAACCUGAAGAAUCAGUUCCUGUCACACAUGAUGAGUGUGAUCUUGCAACAUUCCUGAUUCAGCGGGCCUGUAAAAAUGCCAUAUUAGCCAACUACUUGUAUUGGUACUUGUUUGUGGAAUGCGAGGAUCAGGACAAUGUCAACAGAGACCAGAAAGUCACAGAGAUGUACAUCAAUGUCAUGAAACGAUUCAGCCAGGCUCUGCUCAAGGGAGGAGGAGAGUGUAGAAAAAGACGCUCCCUGCUGGCAGCCCAGCAGACAUUUGUGGACCGACUGGUCAUGUUGAUAAAGGUGGUGCAGAGGGAGGGGGGAAACAGGAAGAAAAAGGUAGAAAAACUUCAGGCUCUUUUAGCUGACCCUGAGGUGAACAAGAUCAACUUUACGACAUUUGACCCCAUUCCCAUGCCUCUGGACCCUGAAGUUCAAAUCAAGGGCAUCGUGGUGGAAAAGGCAACACUGUUCAAGAGUGCCCUUAUGCCAAGCAAGUUGACCUUCGUCACCACCCAGAGCAAGGAGUACGUAGCCAUGUUCAAGUACGGAGAUGACCUACGGCAGGACCAGCUAAUCCUGCAGAUCAUCACCCUGAUGGAUAAGCUGUUGAGAAAGGAGAACCUGGAUCUAAAACUCAGUCCAUACAAGACCUUGGCAACAGCUAGCAAACAUGGUUUUGUGCAGCUUGUGGAUGCCAUACCUGUGGCAGAGAUUCUUGCGAGUGAAGGCACCAUUUUGAACUACCUUCGCAAACACAGUCCAAGUGAAAAAGGCCCUUAUGGGAUAAGUCAGGAGGUCAUGGACACAUAUGUCAAGAGCUGUGCUGGCUACUGUGUGAUCACCUAUCUACUGGGUGUAGGAGACAGACAUCUGGACAACCUGCUUCUGUCCAAGAGUGGAAAACUUCUCCAUGUGGACUUUGGCUACAUCCUGGGACGAGACCCCAAACCUUUGCCUCCUCCCAUGAAGCUGUGUAAGGAGAUGGUGGAAGCCAUGGGUGGACAGAGCAGUGACCAGUAUCAGGAGUUUAGGAGGCUGUGUUACACGGCUUUCCUUCAUCUCAGAAGAUCUGCCAACCUGAUCCUGAACUUAUUCUCUCUCAUGGUGGAUGCUAAUGUGCCUGACAUUGCCCUGGAGCCGGACAAGACAGUAAAAAAAGUACAGGACAAGUUCAGGCUGGACCUGAAUGAUGAGGAAGCAGUCCACUACAUGCAGACCCUGAUAGAUGAGAGUGUUGGAGCCCUGUUUGCUGUGGUGGUAGAACAGUUUCACAAGUUUGCACAGUACUGGAGAAAGUGACGACUCGUCAUGAAUGCUGUGUCCCAAUGUCUUGAUUGUUGAAGAUUUACAUAUUUGCAAAUGUUAUUACUGCAGAAUACUGUAUCGAUGAUAUGUAAUUAUUAUUAUGAAUAUAGAAUUGUCUGUGCCAUCAUGAUCCUUAAAAAUGAUAUGCUACAAAGGCCAGAUGUAUCAUAUAUGUACAGUGUUUACUCUUUUUGCUGGACAAUGUCCAAAGAUUAAGUGAAACAUUGAAAGUUUCCAGUACCCUGCCUGCUGAUCCUGGUAUUGUUGUAAAAUCUUACUUUCCUCUUUAUUGUUGCUGUAUAACGUGCAUACACACAAAACUUA